Messenger RNA from Paramecium octaurelia, 2019 nucleotides. The record is from the annotation of a GenBank genome assembly. Lineage: Eukaryota; Ciliophora; Oligohymenophorea; Peniculida; Parameciidae.
AAAUAUAUGUUCCAUACUCGACCUCAUUUACCCACCUAUCCUCAAAAUCGCGGUAUUCAGUGUCAUCUACUCAAGCCCAUAAUAAAGGAGGGAGUGAAACUAGAAAGGCAAUUGAUCAUUAUAGUUAUGCAAUCAACGAUGAAAUUGGCAGAGGCUUUAGCAGUCGCGUUUACAAGGGAAGAGAUGAAAACACUCUUGAGCCCGUGGCAGUCAAAGUAAGGAGUAACUAAAUAUCAAGGUGAUCGACAUGAAGAUGGUUAAAUAAUCAAUUCAUGCACAACUGCUAAAAAAUGAAAUAAAUGCUUUGAAGGCAUUCAAUAGUAAAAAUAUCAUGAAACUUUUCGAUGUCUUUUAAACAUAGAAUAAUACUUACAUCAUAACUGAGUUUUGUGAUUCGGUAAUUCUAAUUGUAAUAUCUACUUCAGGGAGAUCUCAACAAUUACAUCAAGAAGAAGGGUAGAAUUGAUGAAGGCGAAGCAAUCCGAAUCUUGCAAUCAGUCGUGAGUGCUGUCAAUGAAAUGAAUCAGAAGGGAUACAUUCAUAGAGACAUCAAGCCAGCAAACAUUCUUAUUGAUAAGAAUCUUCCAAAAUUAGCUGACUUUGGUUUUGCUGUGCCUGCUCAUGAAGCUCGAUUGUAAGGGAAGAAUUUCAAUGUAGGAACUCCACUUUACAUGUCUCCCCAAGCAUUGAGACAACAAGGUCACACUGAAAAAGGAGACGUUUGGGCUAUCGGUGUCGUCUUCUUUGAAAUGCUGUAUGGUAAUGCACUUAAGCCUAAUGUCUAGGUAGAACACCAUAUAAUGCCUCCUCAGAAGCUGCCUUGAUAUCCAAUAUCAUGCAUCAGUCUUUGGUGAUUCCUUCUUCUCCCCCUGUAUCAGACAGGGCCAAGGACUUUAUCAGAAAAUGCCUCUCCGUAGACGAGAACAAACGACUAAGAGUCAAAGAGAUGGUUCAUCACGAAAUAAUCGAAUAGAGAGCCUUAACACCUGUUGAAAGGGCUCCCCCCAGGAAACCCUUUGAAGAGAUUACGAAUCUGAACAUCCCAACAGAACCUUCUUAGAUUUAAAAGUUUAAGCGCUCUCAAAGUCAAGGAGUCAAAGAGGUUCCAAUCAAGGAAUACAAAACUCAAUAAAUUGAAGAGAAGAAGAAGCAACAUGAGGCCAAACAGAAGAAAUUAUAGGAGCAGAUUUAGAGAUCAUCUAGUUAAUAGCAGGCACUUCAACCACAAAAAAUUACUAAGACUAGUGCUUUUGAAGAAUAACCACUUCCAGUUUAGAAAUAAAAAUCUAUUAGUUUGGAAUUCAAAACUAAUAAUGAAGUUCUAUUUAGUUAAAUCAAUUUUUGUAGAUUCUUAUACAAAUUCUCAUAAAAUCUCGCUAGUUGCAAAGUAAUCUCAACAGAAAUCAGAGACAAACUGUUAUUUUUGAUGGGUAAGAAUAUUGCCUUAAAAAUAAACAAAUUGGCAACCAUUUUGGAUAAGGAAAACAAAUCGGUUAAUAUCUUUUAGUUAGAUGAUUAUGAAGGAUACAAGAAGAGCGAAUCUCAUGGCAAAUUUAGUUAAGCCAUCUCCGAAUAUAAUGACAAAUACAUGAGACAUUUCGAAAAGGUGUUGAAACUUGCAUCUAAGAAUGGUAUCUGUUUCUAAUUCAUAUUUAAGAAUUCUAAAAAGAUUAAUUGAUUGGAUGCCUUUGUAAUAAUGACAUUACAGAGAAUGACUCUUUCUAUAAGAUUGCAUUACAAUACUUAAAAUAGAGUAUUAAUGAAAUUAAACAACAUUUUAAGUCUGUUUCAGGCCAAAAAGAGUAGUUGUUGCCUGAAGAAGUAAACUAUUCAACUUAAUCGUAGCUGUAAAUGCCUUCAUUCAUACUUUUCGGUCUUCAUGGGUAUUAAUAAUUGAUUUCGAAAACAAUGGAAAAUUGGUCAGAUUAUAAACUGUUUUAAAAAGCUUCAUCCCCUGAAUUACUAAUAGAAAGGAAACCAGGAUAAAUGAAUUAUGGAUAAUUGGAACAACUACUUUGA